UGGUCCUUGUAGAUCACAGAAAUCUAGAUCCUAAAUGGCAGAAUAUAUAUAGGCCAAUGCUUUGGUACCUUCUAUCAAAGGUUUAACUAUCGGUUUUAGUUAUUAAAAAAUGGAUCUCUAGAUUCUACUUUUAUUAACAAAUUAUAGUUUGGCGCUAAUGAAUAAAUUAUAACCACUAAAUAUUGACUUAAAACGCUUCAGAUUCCCACUAUAAACUAACUGAAACUAAGCAUGGCAUGUGAACACAACCCUCACAUGGCUCAGAAGAAAUCUGGAAUAACCCCAUUAUAUGAUUAUAUAAUAUAAUAUAAUUGUUUAUAUUGUUACGUCUCUUCUCCUACUAUCCAGGCUCUCUUCAAACUGCACCACACGACACAACGAACUUAAAGAACCUCACAACUCAGGGCUCCAAAGUAUCAGUCAGUUUAAUUUCAAAUACAUCGCAAUUGGCAACAACAUUAACACUGUCUUUAGAAAAACCUAUUCUCUGCUCCGCACUGAACUUCACACACCGUGCUGGUUCUCGCUUCGUACUGGUCACAUUGCGAGGUUUUGCAUUGCAAAUUGUUAAAUAUGCCAUUGGUGGUUAUGUGUGGGUUUCCUGCCAGUGGUAAGACAACCAGAUGUCGAGAAAUCUAUGAUUACCUCUCUGCUCAGUAUCCAUCCAAACAAGUUCACAUUGUCUCAGAUGAACAAGAAUGUGUCAGCAAAAAAGACAUGUACACAAACUCUCAUAAAGAAAGGGAAAUGAGAGGAAACCUCAAAUCUUCUGUUCAGAGGUUACUUGGAAAAGAAGACAUUGUUAUACUGGACUCGCUCAACUAUAUUAAAGGAUUUCGCUACGAACUGUACUGUGUAUCUAAGUCUAGCAGAACAACUCACUGUGUCGUAUAUUGUAUAACAGAUGCAGAAACUUCAAAGUUGUGGAAUUCUCUGAGAGCUGAGGGUGAACGCUAUCCAGAGGAAGUGAUUGACGAGCUCAUUAUGCGGUUUGAGUUCCCAUCAUCUGGCAACAGAUGGGACAAGCCCUUGUUCUCAGUCAUUAAAGAUGGCUCGCUAGAUAUCGCGACCAUCUGUACUACCUUGUUCGAGCAAAAAGCCCUGAUUCCCAACCAGUCAACGCAAACCCAGCCGUUGUCCUCGACAAACUUUCUCUACGAAAUGGACCAAAUAACACAAGACAUUAUAACAACACUGGUAACAGCACAAAAGUCUCUUUGUCCUGGAGAUAAAAUUAAAAUUAAGGACUCGAGAGAAGACAUAACUUUUACCAGACCGUUCUCCAUGGCAGAGCUGCAGCGCCAUAGACGCCAAUUCAUCUCAUACACUAAAAUGCAUCCAGUUGAAGACACUAGCAAGCUAAGUAAUUUGUUUGUACAAUAUUUAAAUAAAUCAUUACAAAACUAAAAAUUUC
Biomphalaria glabrata is the source of this 1414-nucleotide messenger RNA. RefSeq names its product protein KTI12 homolog. The transcript has 2 exons. The record is from RefSeq and is a predicted model, not a curated record. Bases 574 to 1407 code for a protein of 277 amino acids. Lineage: Eukaryota; Metazoa; Mollusca; Gastropoda; Planorbidae.